Messenger RNA from Fomitopsis serialis, 1574 nucleotides. RefSeq names its product membrane transport protein-domain-containing protein. The record is from RefSeq and is a predicted model, not a curated record. Gene Ontology annotation, biological process: transmembrane transport. The transcript is spliced from 4 exons. NCBI's taxonomy places the organism in Eukaryota, Fungi, Basidiomycota, Agaricomycetes, Polyporales, Fomitopsidaceae. Gene Ontology annotation, cellular component: endoplasmic reticulum; membrane. Bases 78 to 1328 code for a protein of 416 amino acids.
UGGCUUGGCCAAGCCCUCCAGCAGUCCGUGUCCAGUGGUCCAUCUCCCUUUCUCGAUUUCUGACCUCAGUUCUACAGAUGUCUUCUGAACAUUCGGUAGCCGAAACACUUUUCGGAGCCCUUCAGGGUACCGUGUCCGUUCUCCUCACCUGCUUCGCCGGCUAUGUCGCAGCUCGUCACGGACUACUCAACCGCUCCACCGUCAAGCAGAUCUCCAGGCUCUGCACAUCCCUCUUCCUUCCAUGCCUCCUCAUCGUGCAGAUGGGUCCGGAGCUGACCGUCUCCUCACUCUCCCGCUACUGGAUCAUACCCCUCUGGGGUCUCAUCUCUACCAUUGUCGGGCACCUAGUCGGUUGGGCGGGCCAAUGGCUUUUCAACUUCAAGCACUGGACCAUCAUCGCGUGCGGUCGACCCAACUCGAACGCCCUCCCGCUGCUCUUGCUUCAGAGCCUCGAAACCACCGGGGUGCUCUCCCAGCUUUCGAGAGGCGACGACGGCCUCAAGGAAACGCUCAGCCGCGCCCAGUCGCUCCUCCUGCUCAACGCCAUCGUGCAGCAGGUCGUCACCUUCCAGCUCGCGCCGUCCGUUCUUCGGCUGGAUGACGGUCACAAGCAAGACGGUGGUCCUGGGACGCUCCAUCCGGGGCCAGGCAGAACCUUGCCUAUCACACAGAACCCGGAGCGCGUCGGGCUUUUGGACGACCAGGAGGGCGAGGAGGAAAGAGAUGAGAUCGACGGGCGUGGUGCACUGGGCCCCAUCGAGGAUGUGCCAGACUAUCACUGGCCGAAGCGUGUCAAGUUUGCGCAAAAGCCUUUGAGGGCGGUGGUGGAAUUCAUGAGCCCGCCCCUCAUCGGUGCUAUCAUCGCGCUCAUAUUCGGGCUCGUGACACCCCUGCACAAAGCUUUCCUCAACCAAGACGGUGCAUUAUACCCCGCCAUCACGCAAACCGUCAAAAAUCUCGGCAACAUCUUCGUCGUACUGCAGACGUUCAUCGUCGGCGCGGAGCUCGCGCUCGUGCACUCCACCAAACCGCGGGUCCUCCAGACCAUCUGGGUCCUUUUUGUCCGCUUCCUCGCGAUGCCCGCGCUCGGCGUGCUCUUCGUCUACCUCACCGCCGGCAAGGGCUGGUACGUCAACGACCCGCUCGUCUGGUUCCUGUUGAUACUGAUCCCGGCCGGCCCGUCCGCGAUGCUCCUCGUGAGCGUGGCAGAGCUGGUGGACAUCGACCAGGGCCCGAUCGCGGGGUACUUGACGAUCUCGUACCUGCUCUCCCCGCUGAUGGCCAUCGUGUGCUCGAUCGGGCUCGCGGUCGUCAAUGCGAAGGGGUGAUCUGUACAAUGAUAUGUAGGCCAUGACAUGAUGAUCCUUUACGUCGUAGGUGGAACUUUUAUGGGACGGGUUCGAGUCUUGGCUGGUGCUGUGUUGUGUAUCUGUUUUGCUGGCUUCGUUUGUUUGGCGACUCGAACGCAUACCAUAUCGUCUGACCGCGAUGAUCCUACCGUGUAUAUACCAUCUGCGACCCUAAUCUCACGGUAUACACGAGACGAUCGUUGAGAGAGAUGCGUGACAGUGACA